Rattus norvegicus (Norway rat) is the source of this 2589-nucleotide messenger RNA. RefSeq names its product DNA meiotic recombinase 1 (gene Dmc1). Gene Ontology annotation, molecular function: nucleotide binding; ATP binding; ATP-dependent activity, acting on DNA. The record is from RefSeq and is marked provisional. Gene Ontology annotation, cellular component: chromosome; lateral element; site of double-strand break. NCBI's taxonomy places the organism in Eukaryota, Metazoa, Chordata, Mammalia, Rodentia, Muridae. Gene Ontology annotation, biological process: DNA repair; double-strand break repair via homologous recombination; reciprocal meiotic recombination.
CACUACAGCAAACUACAUAUGUUAGAUUUCCCUAAAUCGUCUUGUUGCGCUCUUUGCAGCUCUCCGGUAUACUGUUGAUGUCUUCAAACAAGUUGCCCAAAAGUUCCUGGAUUUUAGAGUCCAUGUUCCACCACUGCCCUUCUUCACCUCGGAGACCCGAAGACCUGCUCCAGGAUCCUCCCAGCCACCCUCACUAGAACCCCUGCCGCACACUCCGCUCUGCCAUGCGUUUUAUCCCAGAUUCCCUAGGAGAUUUGCCCUACCCUUGUUCUGUAGCUAAUCCCAGCCCCGCCCCACACCCUAGCCCCGCCCACAGCACCAGCCCCGCCCUAUACCCCAAGCCCCGCCCACACUGGGGUCUUGCUUCAGAAGUCCUCCUUCGGCGCCAAACCAUAGAUAUUCGACGACUGUGUUGUCGGCCUCCUCCACGUUCUGGGUCCGCGUUGGAAUUCUGGACUGGACGAGAAAGCCGGAGCGCGAGUCGUAAAGGAUUCACCUUGAAAAUCUCGGGGAGGCUGUGGGUUCGAGUGGGGAAUUGAUUAUUUUACUGCUGCUCUCCUUUCAACAUGAAGGAGGAUCAAGUUGUGCAGGAAGAAUCGGGAUUCCAAGAUGAGGAGGAGUCUUUGUUUCAAGACAUUGACCUGUUACAAAAACACGGAAUCAACAUGGCUGAUAUUAAGAAACUGAAGUCUGUAGGAAUCUGUACCAUCAAAGGGAUACAAAUGACAACGAGAAGGGCCCUCUGCAAUGUCAAAGGCCUCUCAGAAGCCAAAGUGGAGAAGAUUAAAGAGGCAGCCAAUAAACUUAUUGAACCAGGAUUCCUAACUGCAUUUCAGUACAGCGAAAAGAGGAAGAUGGUUUUCCAUAUCACUACUGGGAGUCAGGAAUUUGAUAAAUUACUAGGAGGUGGCAUUGAAAGUAUGGCAAUUACAGAAGCUUUUGGAGAAUUCCGUACUGGAAAAACUCAGCUGUCUCAUACCCUCUGUGUGACAGCUCAACUUCCAGGAGCAGAUGGCUACUCAGGAGGAAAGAUUAUCUUCAUUGAUACAGAAAAUACUUUCCGUCCAGAUCGCCUUCGGGACAUUGCUGAUCGCUUCAACGUAGACCAUGACGCAGUACUGGACAACGUGCUCUAUGCACGUGCCUAUACUAGCGAGCAUCAGAUGGAGCUACUUGAUUACGUAGCAGCCAAAUUUCACGAAGAAGCCGGCAUUUUCAAACUAUUGAUCGUUGACUCAAUAAUGGCACUUUUUCGAGUGGAUUUCAGUGGCCGUGGAGAAUUGGCUGAACGCCAGCAAAAAUUGGCCCAGAUGUUGUCACGACUCCAAAAAAUCUCAGAAGAAUAUAAUGUUGCUGUUUUUGUGACCAACCAAAUGACUGCAGAUCCGGGAGCAACUAUGACCUUCCAGGCUGAUCCCAAAAAACCCAUUGGCGGACACAUUCUGGCUCACGCUUCAACAACAAGAAUAAGCUUGCGAAAGGGAAGAGGAGAACUGAGGAUUGCCAAGAUUUAUGACAGCCCUGAGAUGCCUGAAAAUGAAGCCACCUUCGCAAUAACCACUGGAGGGAUCGGGGAUGCCAAGGAGUAGGUGGGGAAUGGGUACAGACUGCUUCUUGCUGCUUAUUAGGGACUGGAGAAGUGGGAAGCAGUCUUCAAUUUACAUCUUGAAAUAAGAGUUUGUUUUUUUCCCAUGUGUUAUUAAAAGAAAGUCAGCAAAAGAGAUGUAAAGCUUAUAUUUAUCUUAAAAGUUCCUUCCUGAUAUGUAACCAACUAUAUAUAACAUAUAUAUAUAUAUAUAUACACACACACACACACUGCAUGUUGAUUCAGAAAUAUGCAUACAUAUUCUUGAAUCAGUUGAUAGCCACAUAUGCAAAAGUAUGCCUGUCAGGUAUUGGGGAAGGGGUACCCAGUGCCCUCCCAUCUGCCUACCACAGUGAGCCAUUGAGCACACAAAAAUUCAAAGGAGCUCAGAGAUUAUCAGCCCCCGAAAGCCCAGGCUUCUCAGCCAGCAUUUGUUGGGACACAGCACUAUGGUGCUGGGACUAGGGAACUGGAUGCUCUUCCCCAAGAGAGAGAUGUGAGGAGAUGUUUAGAGUAUACACGAGCUAUUUGUAUUCACCCGGCAGCCUUCAUAUCCAUCUUUGCAAUGAUAGAAGAGAAACAUUAAGCCAACUCUUUAAAUCAUUUGGUUUGUCAAGUUGAAAUGUCUUUUUAAAAUGUAUUAUGGUAAUUGGGCAUGAUGGUGCACACCUGUAAUCUCAAUAUUUGGGAGGUCUAAGUAGCUUUAGCUCCGCGGUAAGUUCAAAGCUAGCCUGGGCUCUGACAACACUGUCCAAAACAGGCAUGCCUUGAGGUUUGAUAGAGAGUUCAAAGGGUUUGUUUGUUUUUUUUUUUUUUAUUUUGGAGCUAAUAUAAAUGUAAAAUCUAGAACUGAGACAUUAAUAGAAUUUGUGAAAGAACAUUGGUUUUGAGUCUGUGUGAGACUAUUUAAAAAUUAAAAUAGUAAUCUGUAAUUGCUACAGGUGAUCUUUUAUAUUGUAUUACCUAACAUGAAAAUCCAAAAAGUAAAUAAAGUAUUGGCUACC